AUGACCCUUCGUUUUGCGGCAACUCCGUCCAAUAGACGGGAGACUGGCGGUACGAAGGGACCGAAUGUACCGACACAGGGCGAAAACCUGCGCUGUGGACAACAGAUUAGGCCGUCGGUGAAGGAUCACAGGUUUGCCUUGCCAUAG
Parastagonospora nodorum SN15 is the source of this 147-nucleotide messenger RNA. RefSeq lists its product as hypothetical. Lineage: Eukaryota; Fungi; Ascomycota; Dothideomycetes; Pleosporales; Phaeosphaeriaceae. Bases 1 to 147 code for a protein of 48 amino acids. The record is from RefSeq and is a predicted model, not a curated record. The transcript is spliced from 2 exons.